Messenger RNA from Solanum stenotomum, 1025 nucleotides. RefSeq lists its product as uncharacterized. The coding region runs from base 102 to 722 and encodes 206 amino acids. The record is from RefSeq and is a predicted model, not a curated record. Gene Ontology annotation, cellular component: mitochondrion. The transcript is spliced from 5 exons. NCBI's taxonomy places the organism in Eukaryota, Viridiplantae, Streptophyta, Magnoliopsida, Solanales, Solanaceae.
CUGCCUAUUUUCAGCAAAGGGCGAGAGUACUGUAAUCAUCGAUCAAUUACUCCAUUGUCUGAGUUGCGAUUACAAAGAGAGAGGCGUCUUCUCCGUUAUCAAUGGAAUCCUCAGAGAUAACUGAAGAGGAAGCGGUACCUAAUAGAUCUCAGAAAAUGGCAGGAACUGUAAACUGGGGCACUGCUACUGUAAUUGGGGUAUUUGCUGGCCUUUUUUAUGGAGGUAGCAAGGAGGCUGCUGCUUCUGUUAGCAAGGAUGCUGAGGUGAUGUUAAAGCUUGGGAGUACACCAGAUAAGCGUGAACAGUAUCGGCUCAUGAGAGAUGCUAUGGAAAAAAGAUUUAUACGAGUCACUCGGGGCUCAAUAGUUGGUGGAAUACGCCUUGGAAUGUUCACUGCUGCUUUUUAUGGAUUGCAGAAUCUGCUUGCUGAAAAGCGUGGUGUGCAUGAUGUUUAUAAUGUUGUUGGAGCUGGUUCUGCUACAGCUGCAACAUUUGGCCUAAUUAUGCCAGGAUCACUCCAAUGGCGUGCGAGAAAUGUGAUGUUGGGUUCUGCUUUGGGUGCUGCAGUUUGCUUCCCUCUUGGGUGGCUUCAUUUGAAGCUUGUAGAGAAAGCCAAUGAAGGGACAGGGACAACUGAUGGCAAUGAAGUGAAGGGUGGUGUAGGUGCUGCAAUUGAGAGACUUGAAGGGCACUUGAACAAAGGUGAUGUUAAAUCCACAUGAACCAGAAUCUGAUCUUUUCUUGACCUGUAUGAUGGGUGAUAUAACAAAAGAAGUUAAUACUGGGGGCAGCAAGAUGAAAAAAGAAAGAGGUCUGAAGUAGACAUCUAGUAUAUUGUUCCCCCUUCCCCUGCUCUGUUUCCUGUCACGGAGCUGUAAAGCUCGCUAACUUGGCCUUCAUGUUUUUCGUUCGGAGUGGAAUCCUCUAUGUAUUACAUUAUAGGAUCGUUUUGAUAGUUUGUGCGCUUCAUAGAUACAUGAAAAGAGUGUGGACCAACAUUUUGACGUUACAAAAAUAACCAAAAA